UACUGUUGGUGGUCACGUGGCGCGGAUAUGAGCGGCAGCUGUAGUGCGUCCUUUUGCCUUAUAGUUGUGCAAGUUAAGAUUUCUGUGACCUUCUGAGAAUAAGCCACUUGUAUUAAUUGGACCAUUCAGACAUCUUACUUUCAAUUGUUGAAGAGAAUGUCCUCGCAAAAAGUGGAGCUGGCAAGUUUUGCUCUCACAUAUGUUGCACCUUAGUAGAAUCACAUUCCUGAGUGAUUUCUACAACUGAGAACAUCUGGAAUUUAUUAUGCAACUGAAUGCAUAUCACCUUGCUUGCAAGUACAGCCUGUGGUGCUGUUCUGUUAGCAGGAGGCUCUCAACAAGUAUUUUAAACAGAUUCGCUGGAAGCACUUACUACACUGUACUUGGAGUUAAGCAAGAUGCCUCAUUUAAACAGAUAAAAGAUGCAUUCGUAAAGAAGUCAAAAGAGAUUCAUCCAGACAUAGACCCUUCUAAUCCAGAACUGCAUAGUCAGUUCAUACAACUGAAUGAGGCAUACAGUGUGCUCAGCAGGUUGAGUAGUAGGCACCAGUAUGAUGCCAAAUUGCAACUUCAAAGGCAACAUUUAUCUCAUUCACCUUUCCAACAUCAAGCAGGUAGUGGAACUAAAGAUGAUCCCUUCAUCUACACAGAUCUGAAAUGGCCAAGAACAAGCUAUGAGAAAUCUGAACAGGUGAGAUACUGGGAACAGUUUCGAUAUGCUUCACCUGAAGAAUAUGAUGCCAUGUAUUCAGAAAAAAGAACAAGAAGAAAUAGGAAGCUGGUAGCCUACUGUUUUUUAAUCAUGACAGGCAGUUUGUUAUUCCACUAUAUCAGUUUUAGAAAAUUAGAAGAAGUGCAUUCUGCAUUCAUGGAUGAAAAAGAUCGUGUGAUAGGGGAGCUCUACAAAGAGUCCAAGGAAAGAGCAAGGCUUAAUGGAUUCAAGAAGCAACAAGAGAUUCUUCGACAGAAGCAUACAGAGUUCGUGGAGAAGUACAAGAUGAAGUACACAGGAACAGAUGAAAAAUGAGCUUAAAAAUGAUGAUAAAAAUGCUGAAGCUACAAGCAAUGUAGAUUAUUAAUAAAAUAUAUAAAACAACA
Protopterus annectens (West African lungfish) is the source of this 1098-nucleotide messenger RNA. It is a transcript of the gene DNAJC4, whose product is annotated as DnaJ heat shock protein family (Hsp40) member C4. The record is from RefSeq and is a predicted model, not a curated record. The coding region runs from base 266 to 1027 and encodes 253 amino acids. Lineage: Eukaryota; Metazoa; Chordata; Ceratodontiformes; Protopteridae. The transcript has 8 exons.